GAUUCUCUCUGAUAUUUUUAAGGUAAAGCAGGGAAGAGGAAGGAGACACUUCACUCUCCUCACCUCGUUUCCUUUUACUUUUCUCUUCUGUCCCUUAUCUCCAGCCGCCACAAACGAUUCAUUGAGAGGGUCAUGGAUCCUCCCCAGCUAACGGGGUUUGUCAUAAUCACUCUCCCACCUGCAGAUGACCCAUCUAAAGGUAAAACCAUUACUGCUUUUACCUUGUCUGAUUCUCCUUCCUCAAUACUUCAGCAACAACCCCAGUUUCAACAUCAACAACAACAACAACAGCAACUACAGUAUCUCCCCUCUCGAUCUCCACCUGACCCUGAACGCAAUUUCUUCGGUUUCAGAAGAAGAGCACUCUUUUCCAUACCUAGAAUAGUUUUGGGUUUUCUGGGUAUCACUCUGUUAGCGUGCUUCUUGUGGAGUUCUGUUUAUUCGGAUACCUUUCUCGAACUUCGAGGUCGCCAAGAUGAUCGGAAAGUCAACUCUUUUCUCUUCACUUUGUAUCCUAAAAAGAGUGUCCGGCAUUUGUUUCACCGAGAUGUUGAGCUUAAAUUGGGGAGAUUUGUGCAGAGAGAUGCAGAGGAUACACUGCUCAUGAUCGGUGCUAGAUUGAAACAGCAGCAAAGUAACAAAUUACUUUCUUCUUCUGUCGCAUCGGUUGAUCCAUCCACCAUUUUUCCUAUCAGGGGGAAUAUGUAUCCAGAUGGGCUGUAUUACGCGUUAGUACUUGUUGGAAAUCCACCAAGACCUUACUAUCUGGACAUGGAUACUGGGAGUGACUUGACAUGGAUACAAUGUGAUGCCCCGUGCGUUAGCUGCGCCAAGGGACCACAUCCGUAUUACAAGCCUGCUAAAGGGAAUAUAGUGCCUCACCAGGAUUCAUUAUGCACAGAAGUUCAAACUAGUCAGAAUCAUGAACAGUGUGAAUCUUGCCAACAAUGUGACUAUGAGAUAGAAUAUGCAGAUCGUAGUUCCUCAAUGGGUGUUCUUGCUAAGGACGAGCUGCAGCUUAUGAUCGCAAAUGGCACAGAAAUGCAGUCAAAUUUUGUUUUUGGGUGUGCAUAUGAUCAACAAGGCCAACUUUCAGCCUCUCCUGCGGAUACUGAUGGAAUACUUGGACUUGGCAGAGCUAAGAUUAGCCUACCUUCUCAAUUGGCAAGUCAAGGGAUCAUCCAUAAUGUGGUAGGCCAUUGUAUAAGAAGUGAUGUUGAUGGUGGUGGAUAUAUGUUUUUGGGGGAUGACUUUGUACCUCGAUGGGGUAUGACAUGGGUCCCAAUGCUAAACAGACCUUCCAUAAACUUCUAUCAUAGUGAAAUAGUGAAAAUAAGUUAUGGAAGUGCACAACUCAGUUUAGGUGGACCAGACAACAGCAUAGCCCGAAUAGCUUUUGACAGUGGCAGUUCCUAUACAUAUUUCACAAAAGAAGCAUAUUCCGGUCUAGUUGCAUCUUUUAAAGAUUUUUCCACUGACGGACUCAUUCGAGAUGAAUCAGAUUCAACAUUGCCAAUAUGCUGGCGGCCAAAGUUCCAAAUCAGAUCUGUUAAGGAUGUGAAGCGGUUCUUCAAGCCCUUAAACCUUCAAUUUGGGAGUGGAUGGUGGAUUGUCUCCACGAAGCUGUCGAUUCCCCCUGAGGGAUACUUAGUCAUAAGUGAUAAAGGCAAUGUGUGCUUGGGAGUCCUUGAUGGAAGUGAGGUACAUGAUGGGUCCACAAUUAUACUAGGAGAUAUUUCAUUGCGUGGACAGUUGAUUGUAUAUGAUAACAUUAAUCAAAAAAUUGGGUGGAUCCAAUCAGAUUGUGUAAAGGCAAAGCGACUUAAGAGUUUCCCUUUUUUCUGAGUGGAAAAUGUCUAGACACAAAUAUUGUAGGAGCAGCUAAUAAGGAUGGUCCACUCAGAUUACUUCAUAUAUACCUAAAACCUACUAUAGUAGGCAAUACUAUAUUUCUAUAAAAUUAUGUGUAUAAUACCAUCUGGAGGCAAUAUGGAACAAAUAAUUUCUACAGGAGUAGGAUCAAAUAUGGAUUUCUUUUGUACAUAACAUAUCAGUGUUAUUCUGGUUGAGAUCUUUUGUAGUUUUGUAAUGUAUGUUUUCUCUUAUUCUCCAGUUGAACCUGCUUUGGUCCCAAUAUUGAUAUUUUCUGCAGUUUUAUGUA
Molecule: messenger RNA, 2161 nt
Organism: Telopea speciosissima
Lineage: Eukaryota; Viridiplantae; Streptophyta; Magnoliopsida; Proteales; Proteaceae
Product: aspartyl protease APCB1
Exons: 9
Coding region: 133-1845 (570 amino acids)
Biological process (GO): proteolysis
Molecular function (GO): aspartic-type endopeptidase activity
Source: RefSeq, a predicted model, not a curated record